Medicago truncatula (barrel medic) is the source of this 2166-nucleotide messenger RNA. Its product is annotated as phosphatidylinositol 4-kinase gamma 2. Gene Ontology annotation, molecular function: protein binding. The record is from RefSeq and is a predicted model, not a curated record. The transcript has 2 exons. Bases 127 to 1908 code for a protein of 593 amino acids. NCBI's taxonomy places the organism in Eukaryota, Viridiplantae, Streptophyta, Magnoliopsida, Fabales, Fabaceae.
UUGUUAAUUGUUAAUGUUUUUCAUUAUGUAACAAUAAUUCAAGUAAGAGUCAAGCAAAAGUAGUUUUUUUUUUUUUGUUACCCAAAAGAAGAAGAAAAAUUAGGGUUUCGACAUUGAAAUUGAAAUAUGUCGGUUGCAUUGAGUUCAAAUUGCAACGAAAGGGUAUAUUGGGAAGGUCAAUCAGAACAUUGUUCUGUUGAUCCAAUCCUGAUUUACUUAACAGUUGAUAGUGUUAUUACACCAAUGCGUGUUUUGGAGUCUGAUUCAAUUGCUUCUGUCAAAUUGAGGAUUCAGCAAAGUAAAGGUUUUGUGGUGAAGAAACAGAAGCUAGUUUUCGGUGGCAGAGAGCUUGCGCGUAACCAUACACUUAUUAAGGAGUAUGGUGUUGCCGAUGGCAAUGUUCUUCAUUUAGUUUUACGCCUUUCAGAUCUUCUUUUUAUUGUUGUUAGGACGGUUUCUGGUAAGGAAUUUGAGUUUCAUAUUGAUAGGCGUAGGAAUGUGGGGUAUCUUAAACAAAGGAUUAAGAUAAAGGGGGAAGGUUUUAUUGAUCUUGAGGAACAAGAGCUUUUUUGUAAUGAUGAAGAGCUUAAUGAUCAGAUUCUCUUUCAUGAUAUAUGUAAAGGUGAUGAUGAUGUAGUUCAUUUGAUUAUUAAAAAAUCAGUUAAGGUUAGAACUACAGCUAUUCACAAUGAUUUGAAGCUUUCUCUUGAAGCUUCAAUACCGGAGGAGAGAAUCGAUCAAAGAGCAUUACAAUUACAAGUAGAAGAUGAUAAUAAUAAUAAUAAUAAUAGUAAUAAUAAUAAUAAUAAUAAUAAUAAUAGGAACAAACAGAUUCAGAUAGCAAAGUUACCACCUGGUGUUGAUUUCUGGUUGGAACCUAUUGUUGUGAAUCCCAGGAUCAAUUUUUUGCCUUUCCAUUGGGACUUAAUCAACUCCACAUACGAGGGUUUGAAGAAAGGAAAUCGUCCUAUUAGGUCCUCAGAAGGAACAGGAGGGACUUAUUUUAUGCAAGAUUCAACAGGUCAGCGGCAUGUUUCAGUUUUCAAGCCCUUGGAUGAGGAACCCAUGGCUGUGAACAACCCAAGAGGCCUACCAAGUUCAACAAACGGCGAAGGUUUAAAAAGAGGAACAAGGGUGGGAGAAGGAGCUUUGAGGGAGGUUGCAGCUUAUGUGUUAGAUCAUCCAAGGAGUGGACCGCGUUUGGUGACAGGUGAAGAAAUUGGGUUUUCUGGUGUUCCUCCUACUGUUAUGGUGCAGUGCUUACACGAAGAAUUUCACCACCCAAAUGGUUAUGCUUGCUCAUCAAAACAUGUUAAGAUCGGAUCAUUACAGAAGUUCAUGAAUAAUGACGGUAGUUGCGAGGACAUUGGACCUGGGGCGUUUCCGGCAGAGGAUGUGCAUAAGAUAACUGUGCUUGAUAUAAGAAUAGCCAAUGCAGACAGACAUGCUGGAAAUAUUUUGAUCAGAAAGGAGGCAGGUGGCCAGAUUAAGCUCAUUCCUAUCGAUCAUGGCUAUUGUCUACCAGAGAAAUUUGAAGAUUGCACAUUUGAUUGGCUUUACUGGCCGCAAGCACGCCAGCCUUACUCACUCGAGACGGUUGAUUAUAUCAAUGCUUUGGAUGCUGAAAAAGACAUUGAACUUUUGAAACUUUAUGGAUGGGAAAUUCCGCUUCAGUCUGCACGGACACUUCGCAUUUCCACGAUGCUACUGAAGAAAGGGGUUGAGAGAGGUCUUACUCCCUAUGCAAUUGGAAGCAUCAUGUGUCGGGAAAAUUUGAACAAGGAAUCUGUAAUUGAGGAAAUUAUAAGCGAAGCACAAGAUUCCUUGCUUCAUGGCAUGGAGGAAUCGGCAUUUCUUGAAUCCGUCUCCCGAAUCAUGGAUUUCCGUCUUGAUAAGCUCACAAAAUAGAUAAUUUUCCUUUUUUUGAUUUAUAUAUUGAGAAGGUAAUAUUUGUAUGCACUAUAAUUCAUUGAAUGACUCUAGUUCAUUUUUGGAUGGACUGCACACAAAAUCUCGUGACUUGAUUGAUGUGUCCUGGACACCUGAAGCUCUUUUUUAUUUCUGGCUUCUUUGAACUGUUUUUUUCUUUCAGAAUUGUACUUUUGCAGGAUUGUACUGACAGGUUUAACAGAAAUUAAAAGGUCUGAAUAAGAUAAUUUAUACUAA